Melospiza georgiana is the source of this 3869-nucleotide messenger RNA. RefSeq names its product TNF receptor superfamily member 21 (gene TNFRSF21). Gene Ontology annotation, molecular function: protein binding. The transcript has 7 exons. Gene Ontology annotation, biological process: humoral immune response; negative regulation of myelination; adaptive immune response. NCBI's taxonomy places the organism in Eukaryota, Metazoa, Chordata, Aves, Passeriformes, Passerellidae. Bases 678 to 2657 code for a protein of 659 amino acids. The record is from RefSeq and is a predicted model, not a curated record.
CCAUCCUGCCCAUCCCUACGUUAGCGCAGGCGGCGGCAUCCCCCAGCCGGGGCUGUGCCGCUCAUCCAGAGCUGAGCGGAUCCUUGCUCCGCUCUCUGCGCUGCUCCGGGAGCUCGGCACUGGAGAGGGAUCCAUCCAUCCAUCCGUCUAUCCAUCCAUCCAUCCGUCCCUCCCCUCCGCGGCCGCUUUUCUUGCCACCCUUUGGACAGGCAGUAAAACUCCCCGCUGCGAAUGGCAGGCGGCUGCCCUGGCUUAUCGCGGAAAUGUUUUCCGGCGGCUUUAUCUCCCCUUUUACCUGCCCAGGUAGGGCACUUCCCAGUCAGCGCUUUAGGUCUGCGUCCCGUCUCUUUGGGGAGAGACAGUAAUUCGGUGUGUCAGGCAGACGCCGCAGCUGCUGCGGCUGGGUUGUGUAACCGAGGAGAGCACUUGCUCUUGAACUCAAGGUGGAUCUGAGCAAGCUGGCGCUGGCUCGACAGGAAUCCGAGUAAACAACAAAUAAUGUGAACCUAGAAGGGCAUUAGCCGGGAAGCAGCCUCUGGAGGCGAAGGGGAACUUGGCGCAGUGGCGGAGCAGACGGGGUCCGUGCUCGGUGCUGGCUGGGCGCUCCCCAGGGCUGCAUUCCCGCUGGGAGAAGCGAGCCAGGAGAAGCCUGAGCUGCUGCACGUCUGGAAGAUGAGAUGCUGAUGGGGAGUUUCAGAUAUGCGGCUCCAGCUGGGAUCCUGGAGCUGCUCAUGCUCCUUGGCACCGCUGAUGGUCAGUCGAAGCUGACCUCUGAGCAGGAUGCCAUCAGCCUCUCCCCUGGCAAGUACCGCCACCUUGACCGUGCCACCAACGAAGAGCUGACCUGUGACAAAUGUCCUGCAGGAACCUACGUGUCCAAGCACUGCACGAAGAGUACCUUAAGAGAGUGCAGCCCUUGUCCAGACGGGACCUUUACCAAGCAUGAGAACGGCAUAGAGCGGUGCCACUCCUGUAGGAAACCCUGUGAACUGCCAAUGAUUGAGAAAACUCAUUGUACUGCCUUGACUGACCGCGAGUGCACUUGCCUGUCUGGUACAUUUCAGACAAACGAUACCUGCGUCCCUUACACGGUGUGCCCGGUCGGCUGGGGCGUCCGCAAGAAAGGAACCGAGACCGAAGACGUCAGGUGCAAGCCGUGCCCUCGUGGUACCUUUUCUGAUGUGCCUUCUAGUGUGAUGAAGUGCAAACCCUACACUGACUGCUUUGGGAAAAACAUGGUGGUCAUCAAGCCGGGGACAAAGGAGAGCGACAACGUCUGUGGUUCUCCGGCGUCCCUGCCGAACACGGCUUUGACUUCAUCGAGCACCGAAGCGGGUGAGCAGCCCUAUGAAGUUCCACCAACCGCUGAUCUUCCCAAAGGUCUGAACUCUUCAGUUCCCGAUUUUGUCCCCUCUCCGGCGCCGCGCGCGUCCAGCAGCAUGGUGGAGCGGGCACGGUACUACAACGAGACCUCAGCCAACGAGACGGACGGCAUCGGCAGGACCCUCGUGGGCUCCAGCACCACCAGCCAGGCCCAGAGCUACCGGCACAAGCAGACCAGCCAAGCGCUGGAGAAGCAGCCAUCCCUGGAGAUGAUGGGGGGCGAGAAGCCGAAUGUCCCGUACAGGCCCCCCCGGCGGGGCUCGCAGAACGUCCACCAGCACUUCGACAUCAACGAGCACUUGCCGUGGAUGAUUGUGCUGUUCCUGCUGCUGGUCCUGGUGGUGAUCGUGGUCUGCAGCGUCAGAAAGAGCUCACGGACUCUGAAGAAGGGACCCCGGCAAGAUCCCAGUGCCAUUGUGGAAAAGGCUAUUAUGAAAAAGUCCACCACCCCCACACAGAACAGGGAGAAGUGGAUCUAUUACUGCAACGGGCACGGCAUCGACAUCCUCAAGCUGGUGGCGGCCCAGGUGGGGAGCCAGUGGAAGGACAUCUACCAGUUCCUGUGCAACGCCAGCGAGCGGGAGGUGGCGGCCUUCUCCAACGGCUACGCGGCCGACCACGAGCGCGCCUACGCCGCGCUGCAGCACUGGACCAUCCGCGGGCCCGAGGCCAGCCUGGCCCAGCUCAUCAGCGCCCUGCGCCAGCACCGCCGCAACGACGUCGUGGAGAAGAUCCGCGGCCUCAUGGAGGACACCACGCCGGUAACGCCGGCGCAGAUGCAGCCCCAGUGGCAAGCGCAGGAGCCCAGCAAUGAGGAUGUAAAGCUGGAAGGUGACAAGCUGGCGCUGCCGGUGAGCCCCAGCCCAGUGAGCCCCGCGCCCACGCCCAGCCCCAAGCCCCCCGAGGCGGCCGUGCUCACCGUGGAGCCCUCUCCUUCCGAGAAGAAAUGCUUCUUUGUCGACGAGGCCGAGCCUCUCCUGCGCUGCGACUCCACCUCCAGCGGCUCCUCUGCGCUCAGCCGGACAGGCUCUUUUAUUACCAAAGAAAAGAAGGACACCGUCCUGCGCCAGGUGCGCUUGGACCCGUGCGACCUGCAGCCCAUCUUUGACGACAUGCUGCACAUCCUCAACCCCGAGGAGCUCCACGUGAUCGAGGAGAUCCCGCAGGCCGAAGACAAGCUGGACAGGCUAUUUGAGAUCGCUGGAGUCAAGAGCCAGGAAGCCAGCCAGACCCUCCUGGACUCUGUCUAUAGCCACCUUCCCGAUUUACUGUAGGCACUGGGUCACCGCACGCUCUCCAAAUAUCUGCUAGAGCUAGCUUGGCACUCGUUAAGAUGACCAACAAUACGCAGGCGGGAUUUUUUGUAGAAUAUACGGCCAGUAUUUUCAUUGAGGUGUCCUUGGUUUUUGGAGGAGGUGCAGUUUGCCAGCGUUGCACCCCUCCACCGUAACUCUAUCGCUCAGUCCGAGUCUUUGCAUCCCUGCCCCCUCCCCGAGCCUCUCUUCUCCUUGUUCUCAUUCCAAUCAGAUCAGACAAUGCACUUUAAAAAAAAGGAAAACAAACAAAAAAAUCCAAAACUGCAGUUAAUGAACUGAAAGACCACCAAUCUGGUGUAAUCUAACACAUCACAUUGGGGAUUGCUCUGUAAUCCCCUUCCUCUGUCAAAGCUGUCGCUCCGAGUGACCAUCUCCCACCACUUCCCUUCACCUCAGGGCAGUAAAUGGUAAAAUCACGCAAAAAUCCCACCCCAAUUGUUGCUGGUUACUGUCUCUUAACGCAGCUAAGCUUCCCACCCGAGCUCUUUUUUUUGAUGUACUCUUGUUUGGCUCAUAUCCAUUGCUGAGAUUUUACUAGCACGGUUAUUUAUUGUAUGGUUUUCACCCGGACAACGCAUCGCGCUCCUAAUACGCUACAGCAGAAGCGCUUAAACCACAAGGAAAAGGGUCAAGCCCCACCAACCUUCAAGGCAGUGGAAAGAUCCUUUGCCUCCAGUCGAAUGUAAGGAGUUAAACUGCCUUGCCACAUGUGGGAAUGGUGGGGCCCCAAAGGGAGCCGGUGCUGAACGUGGGGAGGCAAAGGCCACCACUGGUCCUGCUCUCCUCGUGCUGUAAGACUUAAACCAAGCUAUGCUUUUACACUCGUGUCUCUUGUUUUUUAUACAGAUGUGGCCGAUAAGUUCUCCAAAGACCUUAUGUGGUCUCAAUAGUCUCUUCAAAUCACACUUCACUUUUUAUUAAAAGAGGUCGGGGGUGGGGGGUAUGGGGGACAAAAAGCUGCAUCGUAAGAAGUCUGUCUGAUUAUAUUUGCAAUUAUUAUGCUCCCGUAACGAACAGUCUGUACUACGCUCAAUUUGAAGAAAUAAUGGUAUGAGGGUGGCAUGAGCUGCCCCAUGGGAAGGGGUGGGAGUGGGGGAAGAGGGGAAUGAAUUGAAAAAUUGCCUUCCGGUGUACUAAUUUAUUAAUAAAUACUAGGUGUUUGUUACUUGA